Molecule: messenger RNA, 1142 nt
Organism: Oncorhynchus masou masou (cherry salmon)
Lineage: Eukaryota; Metazoa; Chordata; Actinopteri; Salmoniformes; Salmonidae
Product: protein CWC15 homolog
Exons: 7
Coding region: 120-833 (237 amino acids)
Biological process (GO): mRNA cis splicing, via spliceosome
Cellular component (GO): catalytic step 2 spliceosome
Molecular function (GO): RNA binding
Source: RefSeq, a predicted model, not a curated record
CCUUUUGGGGUUGUAGUCCGCCAUAAAACCCACAGAAGAAGAAGGACGGCGUGACGUCACUGUUUACAUCUAAAGGCCCUUUCUCUUCCUCAUAGUGUGAGGAAAAAGAGCAACCAAAAAUGACAACAGCCGCGAGACCAACGUUUGAGCCAGCGAGAGGAGGGAGAGGGAAGGGAGAGGGCGAUCUCAGUGCCUUGUCCAAACAGUACUCAAGCCGAGAUCUGCCUGGUCACACAAAGAUCAAAUACAGACAGCCCACCCAGGAUGCCCCCGAGGAGGUGCGUGCCCGUGACUUCCGCAGAGAGCUGGAGGAGAGGGAGCGUGUUGCUGUCCGGGAGAAGACCAGAGAGAGGGGACCUAGAGAACACACCACAUCUUCAUCCUCGUCCUCAAAGAGGCCCAGACUAGAUCAGAUUCCUGCUGCCAACCUUGAUGCAGACGACCCCCUCACUGACGAUGAUGAGGAAGAUGAUGACUCUGAGGACAGUGAUGAUGAUGACACUGCAGCUCUGCUGGCUGAACUGGAAAAGAUCAAGAAGGAGCGGGCUGAGGAGCAGGAACGCAAGGAGCGGGAGCAGAAAGCUGAGGAGGAGAGGAUCCGCAUGGAGAACAUCCUGAGUGGGAAUCCUCUGCUCAACCUGGCAGGACAGCAGCAGCAGCAACAGAUAGUCCCCACCCCGACUGCCUUCAGCGUCAAGCGGAGGUGGGACGAUGAUGUAGUGUUCAAGAACUGUGCAAAGGGAGUGGAUGAGGCACGCAGGGAGAAACGCUUUGUCAACGACACCCUGCGCUCUGAGUUCCACAAGAAAUUUAUGGAGAAAUAUGUGAAGUAGAACUUAAAACUCUGCUUUGAAGGUGUUUCAUUUCACUCGGCGCUGCUCUGUUUCCAGUUCAUCACUGACUGAUAGUGAUUAGUCUGAAAUCAUUGAAUGACCCUGAAGAAUGGAGGGACCCCCACGUACCGAAUCCUCUGUAUAUAAAUGAAUCUAAUGCUUGACAUAAACAGAUUAACUAAUUUUGUUUAGUGUUAACAUUUUCUACCCUUGAAAGGAAUGGUUGCAAUUGCGACAUCGUCAACUUUUUGUUAUUUUGCUUUUAGCCUUUUUUUUAAGUGAUGUUAAUAAAACAAUAAAUAAAACCUG